UCUGAUGAGAUAGGCAUCAGUAUAAUGAUGGAACAAGAUGAUUUACAAGAUGGCAGCUCUGUUGUGUGCCUUUUUCAUAUUUGACAUUAGUUACAAAAGAAUCCCAAACUGUGGAAUAGGUAACGCUACCAAAUGUAGAAACAGAAGGUUGCCAAGAUCUCUUAGAAAUUUUAACCCAGAACUUGAUGUCCAUUUCUAUCUCUUUACCAAAUAUAACCCUUAUGAAGCGCACGAGAUUUUUCCAGAGAAACCAUCAACAUUAUUCAUUUCACAUUUUGAUUUCAACAAAACUACAAAAAUCCUGAUUCAUGGAUGGAAAAACACUGGAAAUUCAACUUUUAGCUUGACUUUGAGAAAUGCAUAUAUUGCCCACAUGAGUGUGAAUGUGAUCAUUGUGGACUGGCACAAGUUGUCUCACCACUCAUACCGUCAAUCUCGUCGGUUCAUGGAUCUCGUGGCGGUCAGGAUAGCUCAACUGUACGAUUUCCUGCGGCAGUACGUAGCGAGGGAGACCAUCCACGUUAUCGGUCACAGCCUCGGAGCUCAUGUGGCCGGUAUCGUGGGGGAGAUUGUCAAAAUGGGAAAAAUCUACAGGAUUACAGGGUUAGAUCCAGCCGGACCUCUGAUUAACAAGCAUGUGACCAAUGGAAGACUGGACAAGUUAGACGCCCAGUUUGUAGAUGUGAUUCACACCAGUGGCUUUGCUCUCGGGUUCUAUUCUCCACUGGGACACGCAGACUUUUACCCAAACAGAGGAGUGCCUAUACAGCCUGGCUGUGGUGUCGAUGUUGUUGGAAAAUGCAGCCACCGAAGGUCAUAUCAUCUGUUCAAGGAAUCCAUAUCAAGGCAAUCUCAGUUUAUGGCAGCUCCAUGUCCAAGUUGGAGACAGUUUAGACAGCACAAGUGUUACUCCCAAUGGCAUCGUAUGGGGGAACAUGUUGAGUAUGGGAUUGAAGGAAAGUUUUAUCUGCAGACAGGCGAUACUCCCCCUUAUGGCCUCGUGGUACCAGAAGAACGUUUACUGCGUUUACAACUAAAACUGUCUAGGGACUCAUAUGAG
This is a messenger RNA of Homalodisca vitripennis (glassy-winged sharpshooter), 1060 nucleotides long. Its product is annotated as lipase member H-like. Gene Ontology annotation, biological process: lipid metabolic process. The record is from RefSeq and is a predicted model, not a curated record. Lineage: Eukaryota; Metazoa; Arthropoda; Insecta; Hemiptera; Cicadellidae. The transcript is spliced from 7 exons. Gene Ontology annotation, molecular function: lipase activity. The annotation marks the transcript as partial.